GGCCUGGCUACUGUCCCGCCGCCCAGCAUGCAGCUGGCGAGGCCCGGCCGUCGAGGACAGCUCCGCCUUCCUCUAGCCGCGAGUCUCCAGCACCUCCAGCCCGCCAGAAAACGCAGAGGGCGCGCCUCCUACGCUCAAAAAACAGGUGGCCCAGAGAGAAGUACUAACCGAAGUCAGACAAGUAUCGGUGUUGUGGCCACACCCACCCGUCUCCCCUUGGGGACGGAGCCAGUCAGUCAACAUGACUGGGAGAGUGAGGAUGAUUAUAGGAAAAGCAGAAAGAAGAUGCAAGAGACAGAGAUGGGAGGACUGCAGGCCAAUGCCACACUAGCAGCAAGUGUAUUUUCUGUCUUUUAAAGGCAAGCAACACAAAGCAUGACCAAUUCCAGGAGGUUAAACAAUGACCACAAAUGCUUAUCUGGCAAGUUUAUGGUACACACUGUUUGACUAAACCCUGUUCCUCCAGGCUUGAACAGUCUCUCAAGGAUUUAUGCAUAAAUCUGCGAACUUGGCCAGGAGUGGAAGAACUUGGCCAGAUGUUAGGCAGUCCAGGGAGACGCCACCUUCUUCCUACCCUCCUAGCUCAAGAGGACCAGGAUCACCUGGAGUUUACCCUGUGUACAACCAAGUCCCACCAGGCCCGUUCACUGGCAUACCUUAUAUGCCAACUUCGAUCCCAGUGCAGGCCGUAUGUCCCUACUGUGGGAACCGUAUCAUGACAGUGACCACCUAUACCCCAGGCCUCCUCACCUGGCUGCUGUGCAGUGGCCUCUUUGUGUUUGGGUCGCCAUCACUGCUACUGCCAAGAAACAGAGGGCUCAGUAUAGCUCUCAGCCCAGCUCUGGAGAACUGCCCCCAAAGAACUGAGACCCACGCAGAAGUGUGACGAGGGUGCAGGUCAGCACAGGGACCUACUCAGGUGAACACACACUGCUUCUGAGGCUGCAGGUGCUUCCUGGGCUGCUGUCUCAUCCCCUUCUGCAUACGGAGCACCAUGGAUGUGACCCACUCCUGCCCCAUGUGCCAUCACCAGAUCUACUACUUCCAUCGCCUGGGAUUAUGACUAUAAACAGCAAUAAAGCAACAUCAGGGUGUA
This is a messenger RNA of Mus musculus (house mouse), 1096 nucleotides long. RefSeq names its product LITAF domain containing (gene Litafd). The record is from RefSeq and is a predicted model, not a curated record. The transcript has 5 exons. Lineage: Eukaryota; Metazoa; Chordata; Mammalia; Rodentia; Muridae. The coding region runs from base 491 to 886 and encodes 131 amino acids. Gene Ontology annotation, cellular component: endosome membrane; late endosome membrane; membrane.